AUGGUAACCAAGGAAGACAAUGAUGAAGAAGCAGCCUUCCUGAUGAAGGUUGUAUGCGAGCGACAACGGAUUCAAGCAGAUCCGUCCCACCGGGUUCAUCCACCGUCGGCCGAACAAGAACAACUACACCAUACAAAUGACCCACAGGAUGCAGCACAAAAUCAGCCUCGUACUGACGCCGAUACAUCUGCGGCUUGUACCCAUACACCUGGUGCGAAUUCAGCUGGAUUCUCCAGUUCGCUGGUGCGACCAACCAGUGCAGAUGAUAUUUCUGGUACCACCAACGGUGGUCCGAUUCGCGUGGUCAUUUCCAAGUUGUCACCGCCACCUACAGAAGCUGCCAAUGAUGAACCACAUUUGCUACCUCCAACAGAAAGUACCAAUAAGGAAGUACCAGUAGUCUUACCCAAUCAAAUGCAAGUGGAGGGAGGAGAGGUCGAGGAACAAGCCACACCACAGCCAAUGGGUCUAAGAAGAGAACAAGGACGCCCAGCCAGUCUCAGUUUCCCAGGCGCGUUUGCCAUUUUUAAUACUGGUAUGACAGAUACUGCUACAGAAACACAAACACAAGAAGAAAACGGUACGGAACCAGCAGUGAAUUCAACACUCAGCAACGAAAUUGCUCCGGGGGGGAACAGUGGUUUGGCCGUGGCCAAUCCUGUAGAUGAAGAAACCCAACCCGAUGAUUUGCCAAUGGCGCAGGAUUACAAUGCGGAAUCCCAAGACCAAGACAGAGAAAAGAGAAUGAAGCAAUUUAAAACCAAGGUCCUCUUGGGCGUCAUCGUCUUGUUGGCCAUCAAUCUCAUUGUGGUGGCCAUUUUCACACCUGGAAAGAAGAAUCCCGAGGAGAAUUCCGAGACGACUGUGGCACCAACCGAGGGACCCAGUCGCAACCCAUCUCCGGCACCCACUUCGUAUUCCGAAUAUUGGUUAUCCCUGUUGCCAACAACCACAGUUAGUACCAUCCUUGAGAAUCAAGAUUCUCCCCAGUCAAGAGCCUAUGAUUGGCUCUUGGAUGACAUUCAAAGUUCGCCAUUUCUCUCUUAUGAUAGGAUCAAGCAAAAGUUUGCACUGGUUGUCCUCUACUUUGCCACCGGUGGAGACAACUGGCUGAAAAACACCAACUGGCUCAACCAUACUGUCCAUGAAUGUGAUUGGUUCACCCAACCUGCUUUUGCCAGGAAGCAUGUAAUUUCUAGGACAUUCCCAGGCUACUUGACUGGUUUUUUGGAACCUCCACCAUUAACAAACUGUGACACUGAUGGGCAGUAUCUCCAUCUUUGGCUGGACCAAAACAAUCUUGGUGGUUCUUUGCCAGAAGAACUUUACAUGCUGACUUCAUUACAAACACUGUCAAUUGAUACAAGCAAUCUAGUUGGCACCAUUUCAAGCUUGCUUGGCCAGCUGACCAAAUUGGAAGGUCUUUCCUAUGCUAACUCACUGAUGACAGGCACGAUACCAAGCGAAGUUGGCUUGCUCUCAAACAUGAACAGCCUAAUCUUCUGGCACAAUCAGCUGAAUGGGCUCAUUCCUUCAGAGCUCUGGAGUCUAACCAAGAUGGACACCAUAUUCCUGGGAGGUCAGAAUCUACAGGGCAAAUUGCCUACAGAGCUUGGUACCUUUUCAAAGCUAAGAUGGAUGAUGCUGGAUGAUGGCAAUCUCACAGGGACGAUUCCCACUGAACUUGGACAGAUUGAGACACUUGAACGGUGCAUUCUCAAUCACAAUCAAUUUUCAGGAACCAUACCAAGUGAGAUUGGAAUGCUUUCCAACAUGUUAUUGAUGUCAUUCCGUAACAAUAACAUGGUUGGAACCUUGCCCAGCGAAUUGGGCCUGCUCACUGCGCUUAUUUUGCUGUCGGGCCGGAGCAACCAACUAUCAUCCCAAAUUCCGAGUGAAAUUGGUCUCCUAACAAAUCUGGUGGUAACCCUAAACCUCCAGGACAAUGAGUUCCUCACUGGGACUAUCCCGACAGAGCUGGGCCGCUUGACCCAGUUGCAUUUUUUGGAAAUCCAAGGAAACCAGCUCUCGGGAAAGAUCCCGAGUGAACUUGGCGGGCUCAGUGCUCUGGAUGUUUUGAAUUUGGCCAGUAACGGCUUGUCCGAUUCGAUCCCUCAAGAACUGUCAGCUUUGCAAGAAACUCUCCACACAUUUGCACUGCAUGGGAACCCAUUGUUGGGAGGUACUCUCCCUGAUGCCAUUUGCAGCCUGAAUGGUACCUGCACAAAGUUUCGAUCCAAGCUUGAUUCCUGUACUGGACCACAAGGUUUGUUGUUUGAUUGUACUGAUUUGCUGUGUGGCUGUGGCUGCUCUUGCGAUGAUUCAAACUGA
Messenger RNA from Seminavis robusta, 2331 nucleotides. Lineage: Eukaryota; Bacillariophyta; Bacillariophyceae; Naviculales; Naviculaceae. The record is from the annotation of a GenBank genome assembly.